This is a messenger RNA of Penicilliopsis zonata CBS 506.65, 875 nucleotides long. RefSeq lists its product as hypothetical. The transcript is spliced from 2 exons. Bases 337 to 648 code for a protein of 103 amino acids. The record is from RefSeq and is a predicted model, not a curated record. NCBI's taxonomy places the organism in Eukaryota, Fungi, Ascomycota, Eurotiomycetes, Eurotiales, Aspergillaceae.
GGUAAACGCACGCCUCCUCUGGAUCGGUGAACUCCUUGCCACACCCUUUAUGAACACACUUGGAAGUCAUCGUGGAAAUCGAGAGCCCUGUGAAACAGCUUUCAGAUCGGCCGGACAGCAAUAUACUCACAGAGCGUAGGCGAAUGUCGAGAAACCUGAGAAUCUGCUCGAAGGUGAGAGAGGGCCGGUUGUCAUCGCUUCCUAAACAGGGUUAGCGCUGGAAGCUCGAAUCUUCCACGAACGCCAAAGCAAGAGGAGGGGCUAUUCAGUGUUUACAACUACGGAGUAUUCACUGGAUUGCCUCUGUUUCUGGCUGCCUUGUCUUUUUCUUCUACGAUGAUUCCCACCCGAGCUCUCUUCUCUCAGCCCGCUCGUGUAAUUCUCUUCACACGCGCUGGUUGUGGGCUGUGCGACACCGCCAAACGGGCAGUCCUCCAGCUGCAUCAACGCCGACCGUUUGAUUACUCCGAACUGGAUAUCAUGACUCCUGCGAACAAGGCCUGGAAGGAUGUCUACGAAUUCGAUGUCCCCGUUUUACAUGUGGAAUCUGGAAAUGCCGCUUCUGGGGCAUUGGAGCCGAAGAAGUUGUUUCAUCGAUUCACUGAGCAGGAGGUCGAGAGUUUAGUUGACGAAGCAGAAAAGAUCUAAACAGUGAUUAUGGCAUCUAUUCAUUCUGAAAAUCAUAUAUACAAGAGAAGAAUGAUCAGUCUCGCCAUGAAAUAGACCGCUCAAUACGUGGGGACGGCGGCAUCCGCCUUGGCCCCCUGGGCGGUCUCCAACGCAUUCGAAAGGAAUGUCGGAAGAGCAACAACGUCGGCGACGACGGAAAUCAUGUGGAAUCCCUGGUCUUUGUACCUCUUGGCAGCUUCCCCACC